This is a messenger RNA of Acaulospora colombiana, 1260 nucleotides long. Lineage: Eukaryota; Fungi; Glomeromycota; Glomeromycetes; Diversisporales; Acaulosporaceae. The record is from the annotation of a GenBank genome assembly.
AUGUAUGGGAGCUAUUCUAUUACACGGAUUAAUGAAGUUCAAUAUAGCCUAUGGGCCAUGACGAGGGUGAAGAGCACGUUUGCGCUGCAAAAAUCCAUGCUUGCGGAGAGCCUUGUAGCCUCAUCAAAUCAGAUGGAACACGGUUAUGUACCAGCCGACGGGAGCACACCCAGCAUACAUGUGACCGAUCUUUCUCCUGCCCCAUCAAAUGUCAACUUUGUAAUUCUUUCUGCCAAGUCGAGGAUCACUUUCAUGCGCUCGACCAUAAUGCAGUUCAUCUUUGCGGAGUCCACCUUUAUUGGCAAGCAUGCUACUUAUCAGUACACAAAGAACCGAACCAACUCAAACAUGCUGGACCUCAUGUCCAUUCUCAAGAUCCUAAGGCAUUCCAUUAUUGCGAAGAACGCUGUAAACAUUGCGAAUACUACUGCACUCUCCCGACAUCCGCAAAACGAACACGAGACAUCGCAUGGCUCAAUGUCACAAACUGAAUGGGUCAUCGAGGGAGACGAUGAUGCGACCUUGGAACUAGAAGGGCGCAAAUAUGCGACAGGAGAUAGCGGCGCCCCUAUGCUCUGUUCCAUGCUAUGUAAAACAUUAGGGAGGCAUGCUCAUAUCGAUACCUGUCGUGCUGAUGAUCCAGCAAAUUGCAGUGAUGCAGGAGUUGAGCACAUCAAACAAAAAAAUGGACCUGGGAAUCAUGAUUGGAUCACCCAUAGGCUUUUCUGGGCUCGUAGUGGUGACGAACAUGACAAGGAUACCAACCCUAAUGCAGUCGCUUCUUAUUGUACUCUACCACUAUUCCACGGGCCAGCUGAUGCGGCAGACGCGCCACCAUUGGGACAUAUUUCUCAAGAUGGGCAUGCUUACAACUGCAAGAACCCAGCGGAGAUGCAGCGCUCCUUCCAUAUGUUGGAGGCCACCAAUAAAAUCGUUCAGAAGGCGGAUAAUAGAUUUGGCGCUGUCAUCUCCUCUAUUUAUGGCUUCUGGACUGCCCGUGAGACGGCUGUUAGGGCCGGUGCUAAGAAUGGGAUGCGACGAGACGCAUACAGCAUCAUUACGUUUGAGUCGUCGGCAUCAGUUACCAUAUCCAACGACACGUCGAGUGAUCCCGAUCAACUCCUCGAUUUAAUUUUGAACAAUGCAAAUUACUAUGGCGGCACGAAUUUCACUCGUGCUAUAGAAACCAUACAACAGCAGAUGGAGGACACUUGGUCUACAGAGCGGUCCGUAUCAACUAGACCGAUACUUCUCAUCUGA